This is a messenger RNA of Rubroshorea leprosula, 1588 nucleotides long. Lineage: Eukaryota; Viridiplantae; Streptophyta; Magnoliopsida; Malvales; Dipterocarpaceae. The record is from the annotation of a GenBank genome assembly.
GGGAAAAUUUUGGUAGAUUAAGUUAUGUUUUUAGGCUUGGUUUAAGUGUAAAUUAGCUUGAAUUGGGUUGUUGUGAUUUUGGAGUGAAAUCCCGUGAAUUAGCUAGUGUUUUGGCCAAUUUGUGGAAGUCGGAGUUACUGUUCACGUCGUGAGCACUGUUCGCGGGUACUGUUCAUAGGCACUGUUCACACCCCGAGAGUCGACGAUUAACGGGGAUUUAAAUGAUUAGUUUGUGAUAUAAUAACGAAUUUGGAGAUAUCUGAUCAUGUGGAGAUUUAUGGAAAUAGCUUUGUGAUUAGGAAUGAUCCUAAUGAUGAUUUCAAUGUGAAUUUGUGAUAGUGGUAUUAAUUCUUGGAAUAUUUUGAUUAGGUUCUUGAUCAUUCUGUCAGUUUAGUACGUGAAUUGAGUGCUCGGUUUUGCGGAGUGAGGUAAGUAAAAUUAUGGUAACGCCCUUCGACUUUUCAAGCAUGUUUUGAUUUGUUUUUGAAAUGGUGGCGGGACUAAACCCGUUUUACACGAGCAUGACAGAUUUGAAUGAUUGUGAAUUGUGAUUUUCUUGUUAACUUCUGCUUGUUUUGUCUCCGAUAUGGUCAUGUUAUUCGUGUGCCCGCUAGUGGGAGGUUUAUAAACGCUAGCACAUGUCGACAUGUUAUUGAUAGAACCGGUUCGCUCGUGGCCUUACUAGUGGGGAUUAUACACUAGCACUCGUGGCCCUACUAGUGGGGAUUAUACACUAGUACUCGUGUGCCCGCCAGUGGGAGGUUUAUAAACGCUGGCCAUAACCUAUAAAGGAGACGUCUAUUUCGUACCCGUACUGUAUCCGUUUUUCGUGAUUGCACUUGAUGGCAUGCUAUAAGUUUAAUUAAGGGCAAUCCAUAUUUUACUUACUGAGUUAUCUCACCUCGUUUUUUCUCGUCCACCAUUUCAGGUAGUGUGCCCCGAGACUCGAAAAUCAAGGGGAGUGACGUGAUAAAAGGCUAGCCACUUGAGAUUUGACAUAGAUUUUAGAUACAUGUACACCACGCUCUUGUAAGUUAGAUUUUAAUUGGAAAUUUUAUGGUAUCAAAACUGAUUUUGUUCAGUAAGUUUUGAGCCUUGUGCAUUUGUGGGACCCGUCUCAUGAGUGCACGGCGUCUGUCGCACCUCGGAUUCGAGUUCUGGGGCGUGACAAUCAUUCAUGCUAUCACUUCAUAUUUUAGCAGUGAAAUAGCAGCAUUCGUAGCAAAAUGAGUUACCAUGUGCAAGAUUGAAGGAAAAGUGGCUGCAAGAUUGAACAAGUUAGAGACUUUAGUUAGUUGAUUCUCUGACAUUCAAGACUUCAAUUAUAUUUUCAAGUCUAAACAUUUUCAAAGUCUUACAACCUACAGGGUACGUAUUGGUGGGAUCAGAAGAAGACGAGGUUAUAUUUCUGAACUUUGCAAGACAUGAUUCUGGAGCUAAACAUUUAAUUUUACUAAGUUUUGUUAGAGAAAGUAAGGGAGUUGACUUCUUGUACUAUUUAUGAUUGUCAAGACAUGGAGUGCUUGUUUCACUUGAACUCAUCCUAAUCAUCGUUCUAUCUAGUGCUGAAUAAGCUUAAAAUUCUCCA